UAUACCAACACGCAGAUGCCAGGCGAGGAGAAGAGGACCAGACCGAGUCUGGUAGAUCUCCACUGCUACAUGAUGGUAAGGCACUCCCAUCCUCUGAACAACCCAAUUAGACCCGAUGAUGAACUUGGCAAAGAAAGGGAGGCUGGGUUGAGCAUCAAUAAACUUGGAGAAGAACCUGUCCGUUUUGGCUGGAUAAAAGGUGUUAUGAUCCGAUGUAUGUUAAAUAUCUGGGGUGUUAUCUUGUAUUUGCGAUUGUCAUGGAUUACAGCACAAGCUGGAAUAGCUUUAACAUGGUUAAUCAUCAUUAUGUCCGUAAUUGUAACCAGCAUUACAGGUCUGUCCAUAUCAGCAAUAUCUACAAAUGGCAAAGUCAAAUCAGGUGGUACAUAUUUUCUUAUCUCGAGGAGCCUUGGCCCAGAACUUGGAGGCUCCAUUGGUCUCAUCUUUGCUUUUGCAAACGCGGUGGCAGUUUCCAUGCACGUUGUUGGCUUCGCUGAGACUGUGAAAGAUCUCCUUGUUGAGUACAAUGCAACAAUUGUGGACCCCACAAAUGAUAUACGGAUUAUCGGAGUCAUAACAGUGACAGUGCUCCUUGGAAUUUCACUGGCUGGAAUGGAGUGGGAAGCAAAGGCACAGGUUGGCUUCUUCUUUGUGAUGUUGAUUUCCUUUGCAAACUAUAUUGUGGGGACGUUUAUCCCAGGAUCGCAAGAAAAACAGGCCAAAGGCUUUUUCGGCUAUAGAGCUGAUAUAUUUGCCCAGAACUUUUUGCCUUGCUGGCGAAGUGACUCGUCCUUCUUUGGCAUGUUUUCCAUUUUCUUUCCCUCUGCAACUGGCAUCCUGGCAGGUGCAAACAUCUCUGGCGACCUGAAGGACCCUGCUGUAGCCAUUCCAAAGGGAACUCUGUCAGCCAUUUUUUGGACAGCCUUUUCCUACCUUGUAAUUUCUGCUACCAUUGGAUCUUGUGUGGUACGUGAUGCCUCUGGUAGUCUCAAUGACACCAUUCUUGUCGGUUCAACGGAUUGUGAGGGCAUUGCCUGUGGUUAUGGAUGGAAUUUCACUGAAUGCACUCAGGCUGGUACUUGUACUUAUGGACUCAUUAACUACUACCAGACUAUGAGCCUAGUGUCUGGAUUUGCCCCUUUGAUUACAGCUGGAAUCUUUGGAGCUACGCUUUCCUCUGCACUUGCCUGCCUUGUGUCUGCCCCCAAAGUCUUCCAGCGUCUGUGCCAGGACAAUCUGUAUCCUGGUAUUGGUUUCUUUGCGAAGGGUUACGGGAAGAACAACGAGCCCAUUUACAGUUACCUCCUCACUUAUGCCAUCGCUAUUGGUUUCAUUCUCAUAGCGGAACUGAAUAUGAUUGCUCCAAUCAUCUCCAACUUCUUCCUGUGCUCAUAUGCACUCAUCAAUUUUAGCUGCUUCCAUGCUUCACUUACCAAUUCUCCAGGUUGGCGACCUUCAUUCAGAUAUUACAACAAGUGGGCCUCCCUGUUUUGUGCAGUAGUUUCUGUGGUUAUCAUGUUUUUACUGAUGUGGUGGGCAGCCCUCGUAGCUAUUGGUAUUGUUGCCUUCCUCCUGGCAUAUGCCUUGUACAAAAAGCCUGCUGUAAAUUGGGGGUCGUCUGUUCAAGCUGGUUCCUAUAAUAUGGCCUUGUCCUAUUCUGUGGGACUUAAUGAAGUGGAAGAUCACAUUAAAAAUUACAGGCCUCAGUGCUUGGUUCUUACUGGUCCUCCCAACUUCCGUCCAGCACUGGUAGAUUUUGUGGGGACUGUCACCAAAAACCACAGUCUGAUGGUGUGCGGGAAUGUGCUGAUUGGUUCACAUAAAGGAAAGGCAACUGGAGUAACCUCAGAUGGACACACCGAGUGGCUGACAAAGAGGAAGAUCAAGUCCUUUUAUGCAGACGUGGCUGCAGAUGAUUUACGGAGUGGAACACAAAUGCUAAUGCAGGCUGUAGGUCUUGGGAGGAUGAAGCCCAACGUGCUUAUGAUGGGAUUUAAAAGCAACUGGCAAUCUGAUCAGCCACAGAUUGUGGAUAACUACAUUGGUAUUAUCUAUGACUCUUUUGACUUGAAUUAUGGUGUAUGUGUGAUGAGAAUGAAGCAGGGCUUCGAUAUUUCGAGAAUGAUGCAAGCACACGUGGACUCCAGUACAGUCGUUGCUCAGCAGACCAGUACCAUUUUCCAGUCGGAGCAAGGCAAAAAGACCAUUGACAUCUAUUGGCUGUUUGAUGACGGAGGCCUCACUCUUUUAAUCCCAUAUUUGCUCACUCGCAAGAAGAGGUGGCGCAGUUGCAAGGUUCGUGUAUUUGUGGGAGGUCAGAUUAAUCGUAUGGAUAAGGAGAAGGAGGCGAUGAUUACUCUCUUAAACAAAUUCCGCCUUGGUUUCCAUGAGGUACAUAUCCUGCCAGAUAUCAACGCGAGCCCACGUCCUGAACACUUAAAGAGAUUUGAAGAUCUGAUUGCUCCCUACAGACUGAAUGAUGGCUUCAAGGAUGAAGCUAUUGUUAAGGAGCUCAGGAAAGAUUGUCCUUGGAAGAUCUCCGAUGAAGAGAUUAAGAAGAACAAGAUAAAAUCACUCCGACAAGUGCGACUGAACGAGAUCUUGUUGGAUUACUCCCGUGAUGCUGCGCUUGUAGUUGUUACAAUGCCUGUCGCAAGAAAGAAUACAUGCCCGAGCACACUGUACCUGGCAUGGCUGGAGACCCUUUCUCAGGACCUGCGUCCCCCUGUCCUCCUAAUCCGAGGAAACCAGGAAAACGUCCUGACGUUCUACUGUCAGUAACACUGGCUCAAGGACUGAUCAUGCGUUCACACUAACAUAUGUUUGGACUAAGUAUUUGCACCAACAAUUAA
Hemiscyllium ocellatum (epaulette shark) is the source of this 2852-nucleotide messenger RNA. It is a transcript of the gene slc12a3, whose product is annotated as solute carrier family 12 member 3. The transcript is spliced from 25 exons. Gene Ontology annotation, molecular function: sodium:potassium:chloride symporter activity. Lineage: Eukaryota; Metazoa; Chordata; Chondrichthyes; Orectolobiformes; Hemiscylliidae. Bases 16 to 2781 code for a protein of 921 amino acids. The record is from RefSeq and is a predicted model, not a curated record. Gene Ontology annotation, cellular component: membrane. Gene Ontology annotation, biological process: chloride ion homeostasis; sodium ion transmembrane transport; chloride transmembrane transport.